Molecule: messenger RNA, 969 nt
Organism: Brettanomyces bruxellensis
Lineage: Eukaryota; Fungi; Ascomycota; Pichiomycetes; Pichiales; Pichiaceae
Exons: 1
Coding region: 1-969 (322 amino acids)
Biological process (GO): GPI anchor biosynthetic process
Cellular component (GO): glycosylphosphatidylinositol-N-acetylglucosaminyltransferase (GPI-GnT) complex
Source: RefSeq, a predicted model, not a curated record
AUGGUCAGGAAAAGGACAGAAAAACGAGAAAAACGAAGGCGCCAGAAAUUUGUGCGUUUUACAGUGAGAAAAAGUCGACCAAUAAGCAUACUGACAUUUGGGACAGCGUCAAGACUCAUCACAGGCUUUCUAUUGACAAUAUUACUUUUCCAUACUCUCUCAGAAGUGGAUCCGAUCAGAAAUGUCAUAAGACUGCUUUACGGGCUUUUUGGAGUGCAGUCUGGAACAUCAAAAGACGAUCCUAACGGAGGAGUUAAUGCAAAAAUAAGCUUUAUGUGCAGUGUGGUGAGGAGUCUUAAACGAAUAGGAGUGGCAAAGUAUGGCAAAGAACAUUCUGGGUGGCCAAGCAUACUGGAUAUCGUGUACUUCGUUGGUAGUGCAAAGUUCACAGACUGGUUAUUCUGGCAGAUAGAUGGUGAUAUCGAGGAAUCUUUACUCAUCAUUCCUAAUCUUGGUGUGCAAUGCGAAUCUGUGAUUUUGAAACGGUCUUUGGCUGGACUUGGGUUCCGUUUUUUGUUGGCAUUAGUCAGGAUGAUCGUUGAGAGGGCAGUGACCGCGAUAGGGUUGUUACAGGGCAAAAUACAGAGUCAUGUUCUUCGAAAAGAGGAUACAGGAAGACAACGCGAACUUAGUAUUUCAAGAAAGCAAUUGGACAGACUGAUUACCUUGGACAAAUCGCUUUCCAAGUGUAGCCGACUGGUCCUAAGCCGGGAAUUCGUCCCGAUGGAGUAUGUCAAGGAUUUGGUUAUAAACGAAGGAUUUGUGAAAUUCCAAGUUUUGUUUUAUCUUUCGCUAAUAACGAAGAAUGGUUCAGAUCGCAAUAAUCAACAACAAUCAGGUACUCUUGGGAUCCAGCCUGCGGGAAAAGGUGAGACCCUUAAAAUGAUCGUUGUCUUUCCACAUCUUCUUCCGAGAAGAAAGUUGUUGGAAACAGUUUGGAGAAGAAGUCGGAAGUUCAUUGAGCGAUGA